GCUUUUAUAGCCUCCUGCCUUUACCCAGCCAAUGAAGUCGCCUGAAAUAGGGCGGUGAGAACAUCUCGACCCACUCAAAUGCACUGAAGUUCUGUCAGACAAAGUCGGCGCUGGAGGAGUGGGGUGUCUUCUGGACCCGUUGUCAGUUUGGAUGAGACCAACCAUGGCGCCCAGUCAGGGUUCCAGGAUGCUCAGUAAAGAUGAUGCGAAUUAUAAACUUCACUUUCGGAUGAUAAACGAGCAACAAGUGGAGGACAUCACCAUCGAUUUCUUCUACAAACCGCACACCAUUACUUUACUGACGUUCACCGUCGUCAGCAUAAUGUACUUUGCGUUUACGAGGGAUGAUAGCGAUUCUGAUAAUAACCUACGUGUGGGUCUGCUGCUGGUUGGCUCUUUCUUUCUUGUUAUCAGCGUUCUUGCCUUCCCCAACGGUCCUUUCACAAGACCACAUCCUGCUAUAUGGCGCAUGGUUUUUGGUCUCAGUGUCCUUUACUUCCUCUUCCUGGUGUUUCUCAUCUUCCUGAACUGGGAUCAGGUGAAGACGAUGUUGUAUUGGCUGGACCCCAAUCUACGUUACGCCACCCGAGAAGCAGAUAUCAUGGAGUAUGCAGUAAACUGUCACGUGAUCACAUGGGAACGCAUCCUGAGUCACUUUGACAUUUUUGCUUUUGGUCAUUUCUGGGGUUGGGCAAUGAAAGCUUUACUCAUCCGCAGCUACGGCCUCUGCUGGAGCAUCAGCAUCACAUGGGAGCUCACAGAGUUGUUUUUCAUGCACCUCCUGCCAAACUUUGCAGAGUGCUGGUGGGAUCAAGUCAUUCUUGACAUCCUGUUGUGCAAUGGAGGGGGCAUUUGGCUUGGCAUGACUGCGUGUCGCUUUUUAGAGAUGCGUACCUACAGCUGGGCCAGUAUCAAGGAUAUCCACACAACCACAGGCAAGCUGAAACGGGCAGUUUUGCAGUUCACUCCGGCCAGCUGGACGUAUGUGCGCUGGUUUGACCCCAAAUCCUCUUUUCAGAGGGUGGCUGGAAUCUACCUCUUCAUGAUAGUAUGGCAGCUCACAGAACUGAACACGUUUUUCUUGAAGCACAUCUUCGUAUUCCAGGCCUCUCAUCCUCUUAGCUGGUGCCGUAUCCUCUUUAUUGGGAUCAUCACUGCCCCCACAGUGCGGCAAUACUACGCAUAUCUAACAGACACCCAGUGCAAAAGAGUUGGAACACAGUGCUGGGUGUUUGGGGCAAUUGCUUUCCUGGAAGCCCUGGCUUGUAUCAAAUUUGGACAGGACUUGUUCUCUAAAACACAGGUUCUUUAUGUCGUCUGUUGGCUUUUGUGUUUGGCUUUCAUUACUUUUCUCUGUCUGUAUGGUAUGGUUUGGUACGAGCAGAAUUAUGGGAAAAGACUGAAGAACAUUGCAUACCUUGACGACAGCACCCUUAUUGACCCGUAUGACCACAUUUCUGAAACUGCCAAAGCAGAGAAGAACAGUAAUAAUUCCACUUCAUCACGGAGAAGAAAAGGAGGCUCUGGAAAAAACAAAACAAUCAAUGGAACAAGCAGCAAGAAGUGACCACAGCUAGAGACGGAUGAUCUCUCAAAGGACCACAAGGAGUGAAAGAAUGAAUCUGUCAUAAAUGGUUAAAGAGAGGUAAAGCGGUUAGCUGGGUGAUAGUGUGCAGACACACAAAGUGGUUCUAUAAACAGAGGAUGCAUUCCAAACCACAAGCCUCUGUCUCUACAAUGUACUAUUGUACACUAGUUUUUAUUUUCAUAGCACUUGGAUGGAAACAAUGAUUUGUGGUAUGCCAGAAUUACGGGAAAUGACACAAUGCACACUUUCCAGUGGCACUGAUGUGGCUCUCAUAUUUGAAUGUCGGAAGUGUCUGAGCCAGUGAAUGUUUGUGAUGGCUCUCCUAAUGAAAUGAGCUCAAUGCCUCCAGGCUUUCUGUUAAACAUAAUGGGAGCAUUAUUCGACUGACUAUUACCAGUAUUGUUAGUGCAGACCAAAACCUGUCUUAAAUUUUGCACAUUUUUCUCCACUUGCCCUGUAAUCACAUACCUAUGCAUUGAUAAGGGUAAGAACUUUUUAUGCAACAUGUCACUGUGAGCAUAAAACAAGGUCUACUUUUGUGAAAAACCUUUAAGCACUUGUUUUAAUGUACUAUGAUCUUGACACAGAUGUUUUGUUAUCACAUUUUCAGUUUUCUUGUAUUUGCUCUUUUAAAUUAAAACUCCAGAGUGGUAGAAGGAGAGGCAGGUCGUGACCUUUGGCAUUAAAAGCUGUUGAUUUACUUAAAUGUAAUAUGAUUCAGCUUUCUCUGGCAAUAUGUAAAGUUGGUUUAGAAAUGGUGACAUGAUCUGUCUUUUUUUUUUUCUAUACUUUUAUAGUUUUUGCUUUGUAUGGUAACUUUUGUGGUAAGAUUUAUUCCUAUGAGUAUGUGUGGGCAUGUGAAUGAAUGAUUUUUAGACCCAUAAUGUUUUCUCUGUAAGGCCUUUAAAUGACUAUGCAUUUCUACAUGCAAUUUCUCAAAAUAGCUGUAAUUUUUGCAAAAACAAUUUGCUUUUUUUGUAGACAGGAAUGUUUUUUUUUCAUGGGUUGUUAAUACUAAAUGCAGCAUAUGCUUAUAUUAAGGUACUAUAUUUUUUUGCCUUAUUUAAUUUUUUUUUUUUUUUACAUUCUGUUUUUCAUGGACAAAAUUGUUGAGCAAUACCCAAACUCUUAGUUAUACAAAAUCUAAUAUUUUUCUCUGGAAAAACAUCAAAACCUAAAAUAACUGUUAAGGUGUCUAAUUAUGAAUUUUGUGUGGAUCUGCAGUUCUGAAGGUGACCAAAAUCUGCAUAAAAUGUGAUGUCAAACUUGAAUCUGCCACAGCAGUGUUUUCAUAUUUAAUUAUUUCAGACAUUUAAUUUGAUAAUCAGGAACAAUAAGGUGUGAUCACUUUGUUAGAUAUUUUUAUCAGUGUAUGAAUGAAUGGUUAAACUUCUCACAGAUGUGAAUUCCCUCAAGGGGAUGUUAUUUUCACUUUCUUAACGCACUUAUACUGUAUCACUGAGUACAAAUUUCAAAUAAAAUACUGAGUUGAAGUCUUG
Messenger RNA from Labeo rohita (rohu), 3087 nucleotides. RefSeq names its product phosphatidylserine synthase 1b (gene ptdss1b). The coding region runs from base 152 to 1567 and encodes 471 amino acids. Lineage: Eukaryota; Metazoa; Chordata; Actinopteri; Cypriniformes; Cyprinidae. The transcript has 13 exons. Gene Ontology annotation, molecular function: L-serine-phosphatidylethanolamine phosphatidyltransferase activity. Gene Ontology annotation, biological process: phosphatidylserine biosynthetic process. The record is from RefSeq and is a predicted model, not a curated record.